GGAGAGCCGGCGUCCCCAGGGAGAGGAGCGGGGACUGGGGCGUAGAGGUGCAGGACUGGGGCGUAGGGGUGCAGGACUGGGGCGUAGGGGUGCAGGACUGGGGUGCAGAGCUGCAGGUCGGGAGUGCAUAGGUGCAGGGCUGGGGUGCAGGAUUGGGAUUCAGGGAUACAGGGCGCUCCAACCCACCCUCCUCCGUACUUCAGUGUUGCUUUGCAGGACCCGAGACUGCUGUGCCAGCGGAUCCCACACCCCCGAGGGCCCCUCUCCACCCCUCUCCCUCUCCUGGGACAGGGGCCAGGACGUCCUUCGGGCAGGAUGUUCCCCCCGCCGGGCUGCAGGAGGGGCUUCCCCAGGGAGCCCCACCCGUGGGGGGACGGAGCAGGAGCAGGGCCGUGCCCCCCUCACGGCCCCGAGGACGCCUGGGAUGAGCCGCCCUGGAAGCACCGGCGCAGGAGGGGCCGGGGAGGAUGGUUCCGGCCCAGCCCCAGGGACCCCAGACCCUUCCCUGGCCCUGAUGGCAUCCCUUGGAACGAGGAGGAGGACAGGAUAUGGGCACCCCAUGACUAUCCCCCAGCACCCCCCUGGGAUGACAGAGAAGAAAUCCGAGGACCUGUGGAUGACUUUGGAGAGGGCUGGGACCCGCAUCAUCCCAGGGGUCCCAGACCCUUCCCUGGCCCUGAUGGCAUCCCUUGGAACGAGGAGGAGGAGUACAGGAUAUGGGCACCCCACGACUACCCCCCGCCCCCCUGGGAUAGCAGAGGACCUGAGGAGGACUUCACACAGGACUGGUUCCCAGAGUGGCAGCCUGGCCCCUGUCCUGAACCCCCCUUGGAGGAGGAGCAGCCCCCACCCUGGCACCCUGCUGGCCCACCAGGGAGACGAGGGGGGUUCCAUGGUGGGGGCCCCCCCUGGGACUGUGACCCCCCCAGGGGGAGACGAGGCCGACGCCUUCGCAGGAGCCACCGGGAGCUGACCCUGGUCCAGUGUUCGUGGGGUCCCAGACCCCCCAGAGGGCACAAACCACCCUCCAGGGCCUCUCCUCCCCGCCCCAAGACGAGCCAGCCAGCAGCCAGGAAAGAGCUGCAGCCCCCUGAUCCUCCCCAGCCACCCGUGUCCCCCCAGGGUCCUGUGGAGAGGCCGGAACAGAGCCAGGACCUGCCAGAGGGGAGUGGGGAGGUCCCCAAGACCCCUGAGCCGGCCAGGACCCCUCCGAGGAGCCCGGCCACCGAUCCCUGCGCUGUGGGGCUGGAGCAGGAGGCUCCAGGGACAUCGGUUGAGCCAGGAGCUGAGCAGACAUCUCUGGGCAGCCAGGACCAGGAUCCCUGUGCUUUGGGAGCGGAGCCAAUCCCACUGGAGGAGAACUCUGCCGGGGCAGGGGAGCACCUCGAGGUAGAGCCGUGCAGUCCAGCUGUCCCCGAGGCUGGCACAGGUGAUGGGUCACAUCCCCACAGCCCAACAGCCCCUCUGGAUCCCACUGAGAGGGAACAGCUGGCAUCCAGCUGCUCUGCAGAGGUGGGUGCUGAGCUGAGCCCACGUUCCUGGGGAGAGCAGCAUUUGCCAAGUGGAGCUGGAGAAGCCAAGGCAGAAGCUGCCCAUGAUGGGGUGGGUCUCAGCGCAUGGGGCAGCUCUGUGGUGUGUCCCCCUCCCCAGCUUCUCGAGAGCCUUCAGCCACCUGAAAACUCUCAGGUCCCGCCAGGACCUGCAGCAGAAGCUGAUGCAGAGCCCAGCCAGGCUUGUCCUGAUCCCUGCACCUCACCAAGGACCUCACCGGAGCCCCAGCACUCUCCUGGCUCCAGUGAGACAAACCUGGCAGGGGAUGGACAGCAGCAGCUCUGCUUCAGGCUCCCGACACCCUCCCCAUCCCACCUGGAUCUCCGCUCCGCCGCCGUCCUCGCCAGGAAGGAGGCCAUCGAGCUGUCGUACCAGCAGUUCAGCCUCAACAUUGCGGUGGUGGCCACGAUGCUGCUGCAGAAGGAGCCCUCCAUGGAGGCACCCCUGGGGCUGGCACUCAGGGCCAACCUGCGCCAGGGCUGGAUCCACCACCUACAGGAGCUGGAGAAUUUCAUCGACAGCUACGACUCAGCCACCCCCAGCCCCUGAGGAGACACCCCCUCCUCCAGCCGGGCUGGGAGGGAUGGGGAGCCGUGCCAGGGCACUGCUGUGCUCAGGUGGUGCUGAGCCUGCAGGUCAGGGUGGCAUGGACAUGUUGGCAGUCCCACUUUAUCUCUUGGAGAGGGAGGAAGGUGGAGGUGUGCUUAGUUUUAGCCCUGCCCAAACCUCUGUGUGCAGCCAAAGGAGGAGCUGGUGUUACUGGCUGGUGGUGGGAGGGAGGGAGAGCAGCAGCCCCUCUCCUCCAUCCAGUCUCCUCGCUCCAUUCCUGAUUCCCCGGAAUGUGCCCACAAACCCCGGGAGUUGUUCUUGGUUUAAAAUCUAAAAAUAAACCCUGUUCUUG
Molecule: messenger RNA, 2452 nt
Organism: Chiroxiphia lanceolata (lance-tailed manakin)
Lineage: Eukaryota; Metazoa; Chordata; Aves; Passeriformes; Pipridae
Product: proline-rich protein 2-like
Exons: 15
Coding region: 316-2100 (594 amino acids)
Source: RefSeq, a predicted model, not a curated record